Messenger RNA from Scophthalmus maximus (turbot), 4576 nucleotides. It is a transcript of the gene wdr26a, whose product is annotated as WD repeat domain 26a. Gene Ontology annotation, biological process: proteasome-mediated ubiquitin-dependent protein catabolic process. The record is from RefSeq and is a predicted model, not a curated record. Gene Ontology annotation, cellular component: GID complex. Gene Ontology annotation, molecular function: protein binding. The transcript has 14 exons. Lineage: Eukaryota; Metazoa; Chordata; Actinopteri; Pleuronectiformes; Scophthalmidae. The coding region runs from base 364 to 2175 and encodes 603 amino acids.
GUCCCCGAUAGAGCUGCGCUGCAGCUGUCUGGGCGCAAUAAUAACAACAAGCUGUGCCCGUCAACUUCACCGCGGCACUGACGCCAGCUGACAGCGCCGCAGAACGCCGACGUUCACAAAAUGCUGCCGUCCAAAUAACUCGGUUUCUUCUUGUUCCCGAGCCGAAAAGCGCUUUAUUGUCGCCGCCACCGCCGCGAAAAAAAAAAAACAACAAACGCGGAAAAACCGGCCGCAGAGGCGACAGGGCAGUCCAGUUGCUGCGUCUGGGUCAGUGGGCCUGUCGGCGGACGAACGGCUGGUGGGGUUUUUUCCCCGUCGUUCGCUCAGUACACACAUCGCGCCACUUGUCUUCGCCGCAGUAACAUGCAGACUAACGGGGCAGGACAGGGCCGAGGUUCAGAACUGUCCCGCCGAAACGGCGCGCAGAACAGCGAGUCCUCCUCCAGCGGGGUCGCUCACUCCAACGGACUCGGGUCGGUCACCAACAACGGAAACACUGUCAGCAACAACAACAACAACAACGGAGUGUCAGAGCCGCCUGCGUCCAACAACACCAGUGGCACGUCGGACAUGAAGAAGAAGAAGCGUCUGUCUCAGUCCGAGGAGGACGUCAUCCGACUGAUAGGACAACACUUACACGACCUCGGUCUCAAUCAGACGUUGGACCUCCUAAUGCAGGAGUCUGGCUGCAGGCUGGAGCACCCCUCUGCCACCAAAUUCCGCAAUCAUGUCAUGGAAGGAGAGUGGGACAAGGCUGAGAGUGAUCUGAAUGAGCUGAAAGCAAUGAUGCAUUCUCCAAGUGCUAUAGUGCGAAUGAAGUUCCUACUGCUGCAGCAGAAGUAUCUGGAGUAUCUCGAGGAUGGGAAGGUCCUAGAGGCCCUGCAGGUCCUCAGAGCUGAGCUCACUCCUCUUAAAUACAACACAGAGCGUAUCCACAUCCUGAGCGGGUACCUGAUGUGCAGUCACGCAGAGGACCUGCGAGCAAAAGCAGAGUGGGAAGGCAAAGGCACAGCAUCCCGAACAAAGCUGCUGGACAAACUCCAGACCUACCUACCUCCCUCACUGAUGUUGCCCCCCCGCCGCCUGCAGACUUUGCUAAAACAGGCAGUUGAGCUGCAGAGGGAACGCUGCCUCUAUCACAACACUAAGCUGGACAGUGGACUGGACUCUGUGUCCAUGCUCCUGGACCAUGCCUGUAGCCGGAAACAGUUUCCCUGCUACACUCAGCAAAUUCUCACUGAACAUUGCAACGAAGUCUGGUUCUGCAAGUUCUCCAAUGAUGGCACAAAACUGGCAACCGGGUCCAAAGACACCACAGUCAUCGUGUGGCAUGUCGACGUGGAAACCCAGCAGCUGAAGUUGAUGAAGACCCUGGAGGGUCAUGCUUAUGGUGUUUCAUACCUGUCAUGGAGUCCUGAUGAUGUCUAUCUGAUAGCUUGUGGUCCUGAUGACUGCUCAGAGCUGUGGCUGUGGAAUGUACAGACGGGAGAGCUACGAACAAAGAUUAGUCAGUCUCAUGAAGAUAGCCUAACCAGCGUGGCCUGGAAUCCAGAUGGCAAACGCUUCGUCACUGGUGGCCAGAGAGGCCAGUUCUACCAGUGUGACUUGGAUGGAAACCUGCUAGACUCGUGGGAAGGAGUUCGGGUGCAGUGCCUGUGGUGUCUGAGUGACGGCCGGGCCGUCCUGGCAUCUGACACCCACCAACGUAUCCGAGGAUACAACUUUGAAGACCUGACAGACAGAAACAUAGUUCAGGAGGACCAUCCUAUCAUGUCUUUCACCGUUUCCAAAAAUGGAAGGUUAGCUCUUCUCAAUGUUGCUACACAGGGAGUGCACCUAUGGGACCUGCAGGACCGGGUGCUGGUGAGGAAGUACCAAGGGGUUACCCAGGGCUUCUACACCAUUCACUCCUGCCUUGGAGGACACAAUGAAGACUUCAUCGCUAGUGGUAGUGAAGAUCACAAAGUUUACAUCUGGCACCGGCGUAGUGAACUGCCAAUCGCUGAGCUCACUGGUCACACCCGCACUGUCAACUGUGUGAGCUGGAACCCCGUCCUGCCUGGACUGCUGGCCAGCGCCUCCGACGAUGGAACUGUCCGAAUCUGGGGACCCGCCCCCUUCCUAGAAGUCCAGGAUGCUGAGGGGCUCAACGAAUGUUGCAGCAUGGACAGCUGAUGAUCGGCUGGUGCUCUGAAACUGAGGAGUGUUAAGACCCUGUAGACUCUUGAAGAGAUGAAGUGGGGAAAAAGCUUUGGAGAUUGGACAGCUGCUUCCUGGAGGGGGGGGGCUGCUUGUGCUCUGUGUCAGGAUGUCACAACACAGAGACGUCAGACUCCAUCACUUUACUGAGAGCAGAGCCGGCUGGGUGAAGCUGGGCUCCACGACCUCAAGUAACUGACCCAACUCCCCAUCCUCGUCCUUCUGUCUGGACCCGUUCCCUCGGCACCAUCCAGGACCACCCACCCCCUCUUAUUUAUUAUCAGCAACAUUAUUUAUACAAGUAGAUCACUGACAAGUGCUAGGCUGUGACAUAGCAGCGCAUGGUGGAGGGUGUGUGUUCAUAGUGUCUGGUCUGCUCACACGAAGAAGCUCCAACUCUUUCCCUCUCUCGCCUCCUGAGCCCAUGAAGAGAUUUUACCUGCAAGAACAUUUGAUUGCUGUACAAACCACUUGAAGAGAAAGAAUUUUUUAAUUAAAAUUUCUACGUUAUGUUUUUUUUUUUACUGCAGAACAUUUACAGUACGUUUUUCUCCCUCCACCUUUCCUGCGUAUACCAGAAAAAGAAUACUAUUUCAUGUGCAUGUGGCACAGAACUGCAACUUGACAACAUGCUUGAUGGUUAGUUUUGUUUUACACUUGCAGUAUGUCCAACUAUAUGAAUCAGAAUACAUGAAUGGUUGGCUGCAUACAGCAGUUGAUGUUGUUAAAACCCAUAAAGUUCAGAGGAUUAUCUGUCAUCUCUUACCUGCAUAUGAAUGAUCUGAGUGUAGUCCUCUUCAUGCUCUGUGUGGAUUUCCUCUUUAUUUUGCUUCUGGCUUCACUGUUUGCUUUCUGUUUCUAUUUCCACCUGUCCCUGAAUACAAACUGCAUUCUUUAUAUUCAUUUAUUUUCAUUCAUGUCAGUUGUUACAUGUUCUAAGUUUUAUUUGCCACUGUGUUUGUGUGUGAGUCUGUGUCUUAAAACUUUCUGACUUCCUUCCUCUGUCUGUGGCGCUCAGCUCAAAGCUCAAAUCUUUAAAAACACCUCACAAAUACAUAGUUUCUUUUUUUAAAAGACUAAUUUCCUGAGACAGCUGCUCGCUAAUUUUUAUGUCACAAACAGAAAGAAAUGGUAUAUUUGUAUAUAGUUGUUGUUUUCAUGAAUCCACAUUUGGUGUUGUAGUCAGAAUUUGGAGUAGCAGAAUGAUAUGUAUGAGUCAAAAUAAACUGUGUGUGUGUGUGUGUUCAUGGUAAUAAAAUAAAAAUGAAUCAGGCUGUAGAUCACACACACACACAGAACUUCAUUCUGUAAAUGAGAUUACUUUUCAGAAUUCAAAAAACAACAGAAAACUUUUCCAACAAGCCUUAUCCUUUGAGGUCAACACAUGACAGUAAGCUGACAGGAUGGUAACAAAAUGAUGGUGUGUAUUUUUAAUCAACCCAUCAGUGUGUAAAUCAUUUGAACAGAAGUGUAACAAAGUUAUACUGUAUGAACUUCUCCAAAGUGUUUCCUUUCAGAGAGUCAAAAGAACAAACCUGCCUGAUAUGAUGUUCAACAUAAUAUGCUGUAUAUUUGUAUUUUAUGGCUUGUAAAAUAAGGCUGUGUACAAUGGCAGACCAGAUGAAAUUUGUUUUUCAGCGUUCCCACGCCUGCUUUUUUUUAAGGUGAUCUUCAUCAGCAGCACUUCACACCUAACUUUCUUUAGUGUAUGCCUAUUCUAAUAUAUAACUGUGAGAUCACAAUUACACCUGCUAACACAGGUAACUUUGUUUUGAAAUUUACUAACGUAGAGUGCAGCCACAAUCACAUUGCAGUCUACUCAUUGCUGUGGCAUGUUUUCAAACUGUUUCUACAGAUUCUGUAGAAUGAGACUUGUUUUUACUGAAACUUAGUCCUGGAUGGUAACUGCAGGACAGUGAAGACUGUGGGAACCCUGUUUAACUGGCCAGGCACCAUCACAGCCAGCACCAGCUUUAUCACAGAACACACACACACAAACACACACACACACACACAAUAGUUGCACACAACAAUAGAUGUCACAAGCACACACACACACUAGUUGCACACAACAAUAGAUGUCACAAGCACACACACACAAGUUAAUCACAGUUGUGGUGUUCUAGUUUCUGCUUCUGCAACUUCCUUGAGUUUGUUUAUUCUGAGUAUUUCAGGCUUCUCCUCUUUUCUCUUGUAAUAAGAAGCAGAAGCCAAAGUAGGAACUCUGGUUGCUUGCAGGCCAUUUCUGCCAGGAACCCUUUUACAUUGUAAAUGUACUGUUACAAAAAGUGAUUGUAUUGUUCUGUUGGAGUCCUGUUACAAUUUAACAUUCACGUUACGUGUGCAUAUUUUGAAUAAAGAAUUCAGGGUUUUAAAA